CACCAACUACCCAUGCACAUCAGCCCCUACCCCGGCCAGGAGAGCAAACAAUUCUGAAUUCUCUCUCCAGGAAGAAAAGAAAAAAUUCCUUUUCAUUUGUGCAGUCAAUGACAAGCCAGACCAGGCAGGAUGGAAUUGAAUUGAAUCCGCUGGCUCCAGCUGUUGCUGCCGCGGAUCUAGCAAGUUUGAAAUGAUUCAAGUUGAUCCAGAGUGCGGUGUUUGAGUAGUAAGAGGGUCGAUCAGGCUUUUCCCCAGUUCCAGGUCGCACAACAGCUGUCAUAUUAGCCUUGGGGAAGGGGCAAAUCAUCCAACCACGGUGCGUCUAGAAUCACGGACAGCUCCAGCCCCAGCCGGGCUGGCAUCCUUGCAUGCUCAAGUUUGGCUUGAUACUGCAAGCAAUACUGUAGUAGUUUGACGAUAAGCUUGACAGAAAAGCGGCCGGAAACAAAUGGACUGUUUGAUUGUCUAUAUCGAUAUCGACGGCCGCCGCGUCUAAGUGACCAACAAGAUGCUGCUGAUCUCGAUGUAUCUAGUUCUUCCAAGUCAGAACCUGCAUUGCUCGUUUGUCACAGGUCGAUAUACAGCAAUUCUGUUGCCGGCUCUCUCCGCCGAAAUGGAAUCUUAGUUGAAGCCUGGUCGGGCCAAAAGGAAAAAUUCCCUGCCGUUCUAGACGAUAGGCUUGUCUUGCCUAUGCAACGGGGCGAUACACCCAAAACAUGCGGGCAAUCAUGGUCGUCGUCCGGUUUGGCAUUGGUGUGCGUCCCACAUAUCCGUCUGCCACGAGGAGCCCUUGCGGUGCGGAAGCCUGCAUGAGUCAAACUCGCUAAGCCGGUGGUUGCGUACCAUUCACCGCGGCAUAUUUGACUUCAGGCUCGCGGAAGCCGUCUUCGUUUGCAAGCCUCGCCGCACGCAGGUAAUCGUGGCUCUUGUGCCGAAGCCUACCCAUCGCAUGUGGAUCGAAACACACAGUUCAUAUGUUUGCUCUCUCUCAUCUUCGAUGGGCUGGCUGGGCGAUACAAUAUAUAUGGAGCGUCCAAAGGCAAAAACCGCCCUCACAAGUCUGUGACACUCACUCGCUGUGCUCACGACCACUCGUACCAUCUUGCACAUACACAUACCAUUUUUUCGGGCUGUUUAAUCGACCUCCCUCUCGGUUCUUUUCUUCGCCGCCACAAUGCCUCAAACACAGCCGGUGGGACCAAGGGCGCCAAAGGAUGAUUUCAUGAGAGCCUUGGGGUUGAGCACCACCGACCCACGCCAUGAGGGUUACUACCGGGCCAUGCGGGAGGAAGCCAUUGCUGUAUACAACAGAUUGAAUUCCGACCGAUCCAGCCUGAUUGAUGAAAAACGAAACGAUGCCUCCACCACGCCUCCUUUCUUUUGGCACCACAUCCGUCCAGAGCGUCGCCGACAAGCAAUCAUCGAUACAUGGCAACUGGCAAAACCAGGAACCAUUCAACGCACGCUGUUUGAUCGUGGUGCAACGACCGGCGAACAUGCCCCGAAUUGGGUCACUCUGUGGUUGCUAUACAGUGUCUUCCGCUCCAGAGACAUUCGCAACAAUCGCAAUCGCCGGGCUGGAGAAAGUGGUGCUGGGGGAGGUCACAGUUCGGGAUCCCACGACGCUGCCAUUUUCGACCCUGCCAGAGACAAGUAUGUGCGUCGUUGAGGCGGAUUGUGGUUGCAACAUCGGGUGGCAUAUCUGUAUGAUUCUGGGGAGGCUAUCGGGUAGAUCUUAAUGGUGUUUAAUCGUCAUCUUCGUCCUCA
Exophiala dermatitidis NIH/UT8656 is the source of this 1767-nucleotide messenger RNA. RefSeq lists its product as uncharacterized. The record is from RefSeq and is a predicted model, not a curated record. Bases 1175 to 1669 code for a protein of 164 amino acids. Lineage: Eukaryota; Fungi; Ascomycota; Eurotiomycetes; Chaetothyriales; Herpotrichiellaceae. The transcript has 4 exons.